AUGCGUUGUAAUUGGAGUGUUUUAACAGCGCUGCUAACGUUGACGUUAGCUCUGGCAGAGGUAACGACAGCGACAUCGACGUCAGCAGCCGAAGCGGAGCUCUAUGGCGAUAUACACGUUCAGGGAGAGUUCGAAUCACUCAGUCAAACACGACAGCGCCAGCAGCAGCAGCAUCUGUGCCAGCGUGAGCUGCCUGCAAUCUUCUUUCAGACACUGAAGAAUUCUCCUGUGCGUGGCAAUGGCUCUACGAUUUAUUAUCAUCGCAUUGAGGUCUGCUGUGAUGGCUAUCGCCCAGAUCCGUAUUCGGAGCAUUGUGUGCCAGAUUGUGGCCACAGCUCGCCAGACAACUGUCGCAAUGGCUUCUGCCGUGCUCCCGGAUAUUGCGAGUGCUUCGCAGAGUUCGUGCGCAAUGAUCAGGGUGCAUGCAUUCACACCUGUCCCAUCGCCUGUCAGCAUGGACGAUGCUAUCUCAAUGGCACCUGUGUUUGCAAGCCAGGCUAUGUACUCGAUGCCGAGACGCGUCUCUUCUGUCGUCCCGAGUGUCCCACCGCCUGUGGCACACAUGAGGAAUGUGUGGCUCCUGGUCAAUGCAACUGCCUAACUGGUUAUCGCCGUACUGCGCAAUUGGGCUGUCAACCGAUCUGUGCCCCAGACUGUGGAUACGGAAAAUGUGUGGCGCCCAAUCAAUGCGAAUGCUUUCCCGGUUUUAUAAAGCGACCUCAGCGCAAUGUCUGCGAGGCCGAGUGUUACAUUAAUUGCGAGAAUGGUUUCUGCGAGUCACGCUACAAGUGCCAUUGCCGAGAGGGUUAUCGCUAUGAUGUCAACACCACCAGCUGCUUGCCCGAGUGCCAGGACAACUGUGGCCAGGGCAACGGAGUUUGCAUGGCUCCUGGUGUCUGUCGCUGCUUCGAGGGCUACGAGCUGCACGGCAACAGCUGUGUACCAAAGUGCGAGCGAUCUUGUGGCCAGUAUGGCAAAUGCCUGGCACCCAAUGUGUGUGGCUGUGUUCCUGAUAAUCAGCUCUGCCAGCUGGGCAGCUGUGAUGCCAAUGGCCAUUGCCAGUGUCCAACUGGACAAGUCAACUUCGUUGGUCGCUGUCUGCAGCCGCAGCACAUUGAACAUCAUCUAAGUAGCUUGGAUCGGCGGAGGGAGCGAAGUGAAGAACUGAAAUACGAAUUUAAUGCACUGAUUGGACGUCUGUUUAAUUUGAUUUGGGAAUGAGACAUAGACACAGAUCGACUUUAAUUAUAAAUAAAAAUGCAUAUUAAACGCGCUGACAGCUCUGACGUCCUUUGAUGCCGCUCUUGAUGAAUCCCGGCUGGCAGAUGCAGAAAUUGGGCGCACUGCAGAAGCCAUUGGGGCAGCCUUGUGGACAGUGUGGUUGGCAAAUGUUGCGCUGCAGCUCGUCGAGAAUGUAGCCAGGUUUGCACUCGCAUUUGUUUUGGCCAAUGCAGACACCAUUCAAGCAAGGAAUAUCACAGUGGGGCACACACUGGCCACUCUUGUGAUCCCAUUCAUUGCCUGGCUGGCACUCACAGGUGUUGGGCGCAGUGCAGCGUCCAUUUUGGCAGGGUCUAUUGAAGACAUUCAUUAGCAGCAAUAUAGGGUAUUAAGUUGAUCGACUUACUUUUCGCAAAUGGGUUCGCAGCGUCCCUCAACCUUCAAGUAGCCAGUGUUACAGCUGCAGACUCCUGGAGCCGUGCACUGUCCGUUCUCGCACUGUUCACAGACGGGAGCACAGCUGCCAUCGGCUGCUUGCCGAUACCCAGGCAGACAGUCGCAUUUAUUGGGUGCCACACAAUGGCCAUGGGCACAGCCUGGCUUGCACUCGGGCAGACAGUACUUCUGGCUAACGGGAUCUAAGGUGUAGCCCUCAUGACAGCGACAUUGAUUCUGCUCAUCGCACACGCCAUUUCCACAACCCAGGGGGCAGGUGGAGAUGCAUUUACCCUCCACGUUCCUCACGUGUCCCGGUAUGCAGACACAGGUAUUAGGCGCCGUGCAGAUCCCGUUGGGACAAUCGUCAGCGCAGACUGGCUCACAGCGACGAUAGAUGUGCGGAUUGCGUUCGUAU
Molecule: messenger RNA, 2074 nt
Organism: Drosophila nasuta
Lineage: Eukaryota; Metazoa; Arthropoda; Insecta; Diptera; Drosophilidae
Gene: NimB1
Product: Nimrod B1
Exons: 4
Coding region: 1-1221 (406 amino acids)
Source: RefSeq, a predicted model, not a curated record